This is a messenger RNA of Cygnus olor (mute swan), 4785 nucleotides long. Its product is annotated as natural killer cells antigen CD94-like. Lineage: Eukaryota; Metazoa; Chordata; Aves; Anseriformes; Anatidae. The coding region runs from base 2815 to 3621 and encodes 268 amino acids. The transcript is spliced from 6 exons. The record is from RefSeq and is a predicted model, not a curated record.
AGAGGGAGAGAUAUUAGAAAUUUGCUGAUUAUGUAUUGGUUGUGAUGGCAUUUUUGAAUCAGUUGUACGCAGCAGUGUGUUUCACUUUUCUAAAAUCUACUCCCCCUGCCUCCCAAGUGAUAAACUCUAGCUAUUGCAAUUUGCAAGAUCACAUUCUAGUUAAUAAAUAGAGACAUUUUGUUCUGAUAACUUUUACACAUCUGUUAUGUUCAAAUGUAGACCAAAACUUCUUGUCUUAAUCUAUCUUCCUUGUCAUUUUAUUCUGAAGAAACAAGAAAUUUUGCCUUCCUGGAUCAUUAAAUGGACAGAGUGAUGGUGAAGCCUCAUCAUAUUGCCUUUGUUACAAACUGUUACUUCUAUUCUUGCAGCAGAAUCUAUUUUAAAGGGUGACUCUGUAAUAACAAUAAUAAAAAUAAUAAUUCAUCAGGCUGCUUAUUGAAUUCAGAUCUAUGAAAAUAAUACAGGAAAAUGCCUUUUACAACCUGUUUUCCCUCCUGAAAAUCUUAAGAGAGAAAAGUUAUCGCAAAGGAUUUUCACUUAGUGCUUGAGAAGUUGUUGCAAAGACUGAAGGGGUUAGUCAUGGAAAACUGCGGCCUAAUACAGUAGCAUAGACAUAUUUGACUCCCAGUUAUCUGCAGAAAAGCCCUUGACACUAAGGUGCCAAAACAAAAUUUUCAGGGCUGAUGCACAAGUAUCUUUGCACCAUAUUUAGUAUGAGGCAUUCAUGAGGUAUUAUGAAGGCAUCAUGAAUACACACUGAAUGCUACACCUUUUGUGUUUGCCUGUAUAGGAAAACCAAUUGAAAAUAUCCUUUACUCCCAGCUUUUCCCUCACACCUUCUCUUUGCAUAUGGAUAACAUAACUCAAGAUAUACAUGCAGCCAGAAGUAUUUCUGUUCUGAAAAAAUCUACCGUCUGCACAAGAAGAUAGCAAGAACAGCUCAGUCAUUACAGUGUAUUUCCAUUCUGUUGUUAUUUUGCAAACAGGAAACUCUGAAAUUUACACAGGAACAGGAACAGCUACCACAGAAAUUCCUCUCUUGCAAUUUCCUUCUGACUCACCAUGUCACCACAACAUGAAUCACCAUGUCUGGGCAACUGCUGUGUUACAGAGAGUCAGUCACCGUCUGAAGACGUUUAAGGACUACAGCUCAGCACUGGAAGAAGGCAAAUGACUAGAGAUAGAGAGUGAGGAUGGAUAAGCCAUUUCUGCACUGUGAUCUCUGCAUACCCUGCAAGAGCAGAGAGAUCCUCAGUGUUGCCUUGUCUUUCUCUGACCCAGGCUGAGUGGCCAUAUCAAUCCUGUCAAGCUCCUGGUUCCACCAUCCUGUCAGCUCAGUUUUUCUUCUCUCCUCAGCACUUUGAACUUACUUUCUUUCUCUCUCUUUCUUUUCUUUCAUUCUCUCUUUCUUUCUCUCUUUUUCUUUCUUUCUUUCUUUCUUUCUUUCUUUUUCUUCCUUCCUUCCUUCCUUCCUUCCUUCCUUCCUUUCUUUCUUUCUUUCUCUUUCUUUCUUUUUCUUCCUUCCUUCCUUCCUUCCUUCCUUUUUCUUUCUCUUUUUCUUUCUUUCUUUUUCUUUCUUCUUUCUUCGCUCUUUCGCUCUUUCUCUUUCUCUUUCUCUUUCUCUUUCUCUUUCUCUUUCUCUUUCUCUUUCUCUUUCUCUUUCUCUUUCUUUCUCUUUCUCUCUUUCUCUCUCUCAUCCUUUCUUUUCUUUUUCUUUCUUUCUCUUUCUUUCUUUCUUUCUCUCUCUCUCUCUCUCUUUCUUUCUCUCUCUCUCUCUCUUUCUUUCUCCCUUCCUUCCUUCCUUCCUUCCUUCCUUCCUUCCUUCCUUCCUUCCUUCCUUCCUUCCUUCUUUCCUUCCAUUUCACUGCUGUAUCACUCACUUCCUUUUCUGCUAAAGGGUUUCUAUUAAGCUCUUUCCACCUGGCAGUCUCUCACCCCUCAGAAGAGAAACCCCUGCUCCUGAAAUAUGCUUCUCAGCUCCACAUAUUGCUCUGUUGUGUCUGGGGAGGAGCAAAGCUCUUUUCUUAUAAAAUAUCCCACAGAAUUGACUGCACACCUCCCAGGAUGUGUAUGUAUUAACUUGCAGACUUCCUACUUGCCUGCUCACAACCCUUCUUAACAUAAAAAAACAAACAUCAUCUAUCAUAAUCACUCAGAAUUCAGUGCCAAGAUACACGGAGAUCCCUGUUAGCCUUUCUUGAUAAAUCAGGUACUCUCAUCCUCUCCACUUGUUACUUGCCUUCUAUAUCUGAUUUGAUUAUUUUUUCAGAUUCAGAGAUUAGGAUUUUCCCCUAAUGGUCCUCUUUCUGGAUCUUCCUAACUGGAUCCCAGUCUAAAUAUGCACAAGGAAGUUAGAGGAGCAUGGCUUGAAGUACCAUUGACUGUAUUUGUAGCAUUUAUUUCAGUGAAAGUUUGCAAAAUAAUUUAAUUUUUCAUUUCUUUCUUAGUAGCAUUUGGAAAUGCAACCUAUUGCUCUCAAUGCAGCUCUUGUGCUAUAUUUGUGCUCUGAUGCUUAAACAGUUAUCUCUCACACCGUAACUCAAAAUAGCAACUAUUUUGAGAGCAUUGUAUUUCAAGGAGGUAGAAAAUCCUAAUGUUUGCUGUAUUUACAGGAUCAGAUCAGAUAGGUAGUUGAGGUAAACAGUCUUAGGCUCCAGUCAGGAACCAAGACUCCUGGUCUUCAUGUUCAAGAAGAAAUUAUUACCCAUCCUUGACAGAGUAAUUUUAUCUUCUUAACAUGCUUUCAAUGUAUUACACUUUCACUAUGAUACAGUAAUCAGAACACAGCCAGCUUCCUUCGUGGUUUCACUGAAAAUGCUGAAAUGUAAACCAUUCCCAUUGCUCCAGCUUUGGUCUUGCUGCAGCGUGCCCCAUCUCCCAAGUACUGCUGUUGCAGGAAAAAAGUGUGACAAGCUGGAGAUGGAGGAUGAGGAAGGCUACACCACAUUAAAUUUACGACCACCAGCUUCAGUUAUUACUCGUGGAUAUUCAAACAGCAACAAAUAUCCUGCAUUUAAUGCUCCAGUCAAUUGUGGUACAGUAGACAGAGUCUCUGCCUCAUCUGCCAAAAGGUGGCCAGUGGCUUUUGCUUUCUUCAUUUUGAGCCUGGUGUUGCUCAUGGGGCUGGUGGCCUUGCUGUUCCUGUUUUUUCAGGUUCCUAAGGAUUCUGCAGAAGGAAAGAAGCUGCAGGAAAUGAGGGAAGCAUUGUGUUCUGAAGGGAAAGAGAACAAUGAAACAAAAUGUGCUCUCUGUCCAGCAAGCUGGCAAAGCAGUGGAGCUGACAGCUGCUUCUACAUUUCAAAGCAGAAGAAAACAUGGAAGGAAAGCCAGGAGUUCUGUUCCUCUAGAAACUCUACUCUUCUUGUGCUGAAAGACAAAGCAAAGAUGGUCUCUCUGCCACAGGAUUCACAGUUUUAUUGGGUUGGAUUAUCAUACAUCUCUGAAAAGAAUGGCUGGUACUGGGAAGAUGGAACAGCUCUUUCAAGAGAAGCCAAAACUUGGACAGUGUUAUAUGAACACAUCUUCUGCGCUUCCUUAUACGGACGGAUCAUUUAUGCCAGUAACUCCUGUUUGACAAAGCAAUUCUGGAUCUGUGAGAAAGGUGCUAUUCAUUUUGCCUGAAGAAGCACUGCAAGUAGGGAUGCAGGUUCUGUCACUGUUAUAUAUCAUUUCUAGGAACCAGAUGUUUUAAAUGUAUUUUUAUUUUAGUUUGUUUAUCAUACAGCUUUCUCAGAAUGGUGAUCCAAAUAGAUAGAUCAGUAGAGACAAAACUUGCUCUUUGCCUGCAUUUUAUCUCCUAGGCUUAUGAAUGAGAGAAAAAAUCUACAAGCUAAAAGCUAAAAACAUAGGAGUUACUUUUAGAGAGUUAGCUACAGUCAAGAAAUGAUACUUGCAUGACUGUCUAGAAGGUCAACCACACAUUCUCUUAGAUCUUUAUAUUUCUUAAGCCUCACUCAGAAUUUUUUCUUUCCUCAGCAUUUUACACCUGCUAGUCAUAAACCACUCCAACUACAUUCUUGAUGAUUUUACCCACUGAAUUACCGUACACACUAACUAGUACACCCAUAAACCUUUUUUUGACCAUUUUGCCUAGUCAUGCCCUCAUUCCUAAAUCUGUUCUUCCAGCUUUUCCCCUUUUUGAGAUAUAGGAAUAGAGAAAGAACACAAGUGUCUAUUUACCCAUAAAAUUCUCUUUGCAUGUGUACUGAUAUUUAUAGAAACAAAAGGACAUUUGUUAGUAGAGUACAGGGAAUCCCUGGAAGCAAUCUCUUUGAAAAGUAGAGCCAAAUGUCAUAGUGAGAAUAAAAUAUUACCCAAAUAUAAUUUCAGUGCUAUCGUAAAUAUAAUUGCUAUACAAAAAUUGCUAUACAAAAAAAAAUUGUUAUACAAAAGACAGCAAGGAUAGCAAUGACAUGCUCCAUUCAGAGCUACAUUCAAUGAGAGCUCAAGCUAAUGUGCAAUCUAUCGCCACAAAUUUUACUUAUGUUCUUCUGUUGUAUCUACAUUGUUUGGGAUCUCUGGAGCCCAAGGAACAUACUACGUGACAUGUAUUAUCAAAGUACUUGUCAUACUUCCUAGAAUUAAAUGAAAUCUCCAGAUUUCUCAGUGGAGUUUUGUUGCAUGAGUUCUUUGAAGUUCUGUGUAUGGAAAUGGACGUCUGUUUAGUAUCACAUAUGUAAACUUUCCUUGUAUAUAUAUGUAUAUACACCUUGUAUGUAUGUAUGUUUGUUUGUAUAUGCCUUAGUACUUGGAAACUUUCCCUAAAAUAAAUGAAAAAAAAUGCUA